AUGUCAUUCUUACAAAGUUUUCACUUAAGUCCCGGACAGACGAUUCGUUCCACUAGAGGUUUUAAAUGGAACACGGGUGCCACUCAAACCAAUGGACCAUCGCAACCAGAAACUCCAUCUGCUCACAAAUCAACUAGGCCCUUAAACGGCAAUGUGGCUAGUCCUAGUAUGAAUCCAGGAAUUACGACCACACCGGUAAGACAGCAGACGUCAUUUAAUCCAAGUUCUGCGCAACAUGUAACAGAUUUUAACUAUACACCAUCACAUCAAAAACCUUUCAUACAGCAGACUGCAGGUACCACUGUAACGACACAUCAAGAUAUUAAAGAAAUCGUCGAAAUGACUCUAGGUUCAGAAAGUGUAUUAAAUCAAGCUGUCAAAUUGCCUAAGGGGGAAAACGAAAAUGAAUGGUUAGCUGUGCAUGUUGUCGAUUUUUAUAAUCAAAUUAAUAUGCUUUACGGUACUAUAACGGAAUUUUGUUCACCAACUACAUGCCCAAGAAUGAUUGCCACCAAUGAAUAUGAAUACCUGUGGGCGUUUGAGAGAGGUGCCGCGCCUGUCUCCGUGACCGCUCCAAAAUAUGUAGAAUGUCUAAUGAGAUGGUGCCAGGACCAGUUCGAUGACGAAACUAUUUUCCCACAAAAGAAAGAUGGUGCCUUUCCGGAUAAAUUUGUAGAUAAAUAUGUCAUUCCGAUAUUGAGAAGACUGUUCAGAGUAUAUGCUCACGUUUACUGCCAUCAUUUCAAUGAAAUUUUGGAAUUAAAUUUACAAACAGUUUUAAAUACAAGUUUUAGACAUUUUUGUUUGUUUGCAGAGGAAUUUAAUCUGCUACGUUCAAGUGAUUAUGGCCCAUUGUUGGAAUUGGUUAUCGAAUUGAGGGAUAGGUAA
Messenger RNA from Kazachstania africana CBS 2517, 888 nucleotides. RefSeq names its product Mob1p (gene MOB1). Gene Ontology annotation, biological process: cell division; positive regulation of protein phosphorylation; signal transduction. Gene Ontology annotation, molecular function: protein kinase activator activity. The record is from RefSeq and is a predicted model, not a curated record. Lineage: Eukaryota; Fungi; Ascomycota; Saccharomycetes; Saccharomycetales; Saccharomycetaceae. The transcript has 2 exons. The coding region runs from base 1 to 888 and encodes 295 amino acids. Gene Ontology annotation, cellular component: nucleus; cytoplasm.